This is a messenger RNA of Suncus etruscus (white-toothed pygmy shrew), 1066 nucleotides long. RefSeq names its product cysteine-rich protein 2. NCBI's taxonomy places the organism in Eukaryota, Metazoa, Chordata, Mammalia, Eulipotyphla, Soricidae. The coding region runs from base 67 to 699 and encodes 210 amino acids. The transcript has 8 exons. The record is from RefSeq and is a predicted model, not a curated record.
AGCGGCUGGCAGAGCGGUGGGCAGAGCGGGUGCAGCGGCGGGCAGGGCGGGCAGGGCGCGGCGACCAUGGCUUCCAAGUGCCCCAAGUGCGACAAGACCGUGUACUUCGCGGAGAAGGUGAGCUCUCUGGGCAAAGACUGGCACAAGUUCUGCCUCAAGUGUGAGCGCUGCAACAAGACCCUCACAGCAGGGGGCCAUGCCGAGCACGACGGGAAGCCCUUCUGCCACAAGCCUUGCUAUGCCACGCUGUUCGGGCCCAAAGGUGUUAACAUCGGAGGUGCUGGCUCCUACAUCUACGAGAAGCCCGCUGCUGAGGGCCCUCAGGUCACCGGCCCCAUUGAGGUGCCCGUGGCCCGAGCUGCAGCUGAGGAACGAAAGGCCAGUGGACCCCCGAAGGGGCCCAGCAAAGCCUCCAGCGUGACUACAUUCACUGGGGAGCCCAAUAUGUGCCCUCGCUGCAACAAGAAAGUCUACUUUGCCGAGAAGGUGACGUCCCUGGGCAAAGACUGGCACAGACCAUGCCUGCGCUGCGAGCGCUGCGGAAAGACAUUGACCCCUGGCAGUCACGCCGAGCAUGACGGCCAGCCCUACUGCCACAAGCCCUGCUAUGGGAUUCUCUUCGGACCCAAGGGUGUCAACACUGGGGCUGUGGGCAGCUACAUCUACGACAAGGACCCUGAAGGCAAAGUGCAGCCCUAGACCUUGGGCCGGGAUCCCUAGAGCACUGCUUGCUUGGCUGGGCCUGGACAAGCCAGCUCGUACUGCUGCGAGGGCCACGUCCUACCUGCAAAAGCAGGUCUAUCUCUGGGGGGAAGGAAGCAGCCAGGCGCGCCCCAGCUCUUGUUACCCUCCCAGCUGCUGUCCCCGGGUGGUGCCUGGGGGUGGCUCCUGACCCCUCCCCAGCUUGCCACCAGUGUUAUUUAUGCUGCCCUUACCCUUGGUGGCCACCGCCUCUCCACUCACCUAAGGGAGGGCCCCCUGCCUAGAGCUUUCCCUAGGCCCCACACUGCCUCCAGCGCCAACACUGCCUGGGAUUCUGCUGUCAAUAAAGGUUUCAGAUCACAAG